Rotaria sp. Silwood2 is the source of this 1008-nucleotide messenger RNA. The record is from the annotation of a GenBank genome assembly. NCBI's taxonomy places the organism in Eukaryota, Metazoa, Rotifera, Eurotatoria, Philodinida, Philodinidae.
AUGAUCAAUAAGGCUGUAUCAAAUAUUGUUUCAAAUAAUAAUGGCCAAGUCUUUUUCAUCUCAUCUUGGGCGAACGAUAGUUCAUAUUCGGCUAAAGUAUGUCGUCUAUUGAUGAUUCAAACUACUAAUCCACUACAAGAAUGUGUGGAAAAUGCAUUGCUCUAUUCUAAAUUCAAUAAUCCAUUAGCUAUCAAUGAUGCAGCUAUAUAUUUGUUUACAACGGCUCUUGAACAAUCCUCAGCAGUGAUAAAUACAACAAGUUUACAAUUGGUUUGGAUCGAUCGUCAAUGGAUCGGAGCAGCCAACGAUUCAGCUUAUAAUAGUGAUGGUACUGGAAUUUAUUGGAUUGGAAACGAUGAUCAUUUUCGAAAAGUAGAUGGACGAGAUAAAAAAUUGCUGGAUGAAAAUAUGAAUUCCGGUGGAAGUCGACAUUAUGCUUUCGAUCGAUUUCAAGCUUUCAUUGUACAACCGUGGCUAAACAUCAGUGAGACAACGAAGACUCUAGUUGUUUCUGCUUGGAAUGUUCUACCAUCAGUAGGAUUUAAUUUAAUUUGGCAGUGGACGAAUUAUCGAGCAAACUCAAUUCGAUGUACUCAACCGGUUAUUGAUGAUCGCAUAGGUGUAACUUAUAUUGGUGCUCUUCCAUAUCUAAAUGCGAUUAAUAUCAAUGGAAGACUCCUAUGGCAAGCGCGGAUCACUUCCGAUGAAGAAAUCGAUCGAUUCAAUCUCAUUUCAAAUUGUUUAGCAUUGAACACUGAAACAAAAAUCAUCUAUGUUCUCAUUUCAUCUUCAUCUACUGAUCAGCCAGAAUAUUUAUCAAAUCUAUUCAUUGCUCGAAUUCGUGCCGAUGUUGGAAUGGUACUUACACGUAUCAAUGUCGAUGUUCCAUUGAAAUCAUCAAUUCUUGUACAGUGUCCAAUACUAAUCGACAACGACAUGCUCUUUCUUGCAUGGCUUGCUUCAACAGACUCCGAUAUAACUCAGCUCAGUAUCAACGGUUAUCCAUAA